GUUACCAGAAAUCUGCAUGUAGAAUUUUCAGCAUUUCAUGCAGUCUUAAUUGUUUCGUACGAAGAAUUUGUUCAAGACGAAGAUGGAUUCUGAAAACCUGAAACAAGAAACAACAACAAUAGUGGGAGAUCAUGGAAGAAUAGCUGAGAUGGGAAAUUCAAGUGAUGCCUUGGUUUCCCUGAUCAGAGAAAAGAUGGAAUCAGUUUCUCCCUCACUUUGUAUCUAUGUAGCCCCUGAAGUUCUACGCAAGGGUAACGAGAAUUCUUUCGAGCCUGUUCUAGUCUCAAUUGGUCCAUUUCACCACGGCAAACAAGGGCUUGAAGCAAUGGAAAAACAUAAAUGGCGAUACUUACGUGCUCUUCUCAACCGAAGACCAAACCUGGAGUCGGUCCUUGACGAUUGUGUCAAAGCAAUGAAGCAGUUGGAACAAAGAGCCCGGAAGUGCUACGAAGAACUAAGCAAUAUGAGUAGUAAUGAAUUUGUGGAGAUGAUGAUUGUUGAUGGUUGCUUCACUAUUGAACUCUUCCUGACUUACUGUAAAAAGGAAUUAAGGCAAAGAAGGGAACCCAUAUUUGCCAAUAGCUGGAUGCUUUUCAGUGUAAGGUCUGACAUGAUACUACUGGAAAACCAACUUCCCUUUUUCGUUCUUCAGCGUUUAUUUGAACUCGUUCCAAUUCCCAAACAGUGUGACCAAUCUCUUCUUGAACUCGCAUUUCGUUUCUUCAGAAUUUUAAUCCCGGGAGACGAUGAUGACAUUCUUCAUGAGAAGUUUUCCAGAGAAGGAAACCAUUUACUUGAUUUAGUUCGCAACACUUACCUCCCUUCAUAUCCAAAAGUGUUACCAAAACAAAACAAUGAAAUGUAUAGAAAUGUAAAUCCUGCAGAGAAGCUUAUGCAUUCAGGAAUCAAGUUCAAGAGAGCGACGGAUGGCAUUAGCUUGUUAAACAUAAAGUUCGCGAACGGAGUUCUGAAAAUCCCGCCUCUGAGGAUUCAUAACUACACAAAUAAUCUCUUACGCAACCUCAUCGCCUUGGAGCUUUGUUCUGUGAACUCUACAAUGUAUGUCACAUCUUAUGUGUUCUUCAUGGAUGGUCUCAUUCAAUCUCCAAACGACGUACAAGUACUUCGACAGCACAAAAUUAUAACUAAUCGUUUAGGAAACGAUGAAAUGGUCCCGGAAUUCUUCAAGAAAUUAGUAUGCGAUCAAAAUAUCGUCGGCAAGGACAAUUUCUACGCGGGCCUUUGCGAACAAGUGAAUGCAUAUAAUAGAAGAACUAAUAAGUGGUUCAACCUCUUCUAGUUGCGCAUGAAGCUGCAAUAAAUCGUGCUAGAAGUCAAUUGACCUAAGUAGUUUCCCUGUUUUUGCAAGGACGCACACAUCGUGUAAAUUCCCGGUGAUAAAGAUAUUGGGUGAUGUAAAUUACCAGUCCGUACAAUAAACUGGCAAGCAUCAUAUUCUUUACAGAUCUAGGACACAAAAAAACAAAAACAAAAAAAAGUUAAUUUGGACUUUGCUCUUCAUUAACAAAUUAGGCG
Messenger RNA from Papaver somniferum (opium poppy), 1536 nucleotides. RefSeq names its product UPF0481 protein At3g47200-like. NCBI's taxonomy places the organism in Eukaryota, Viridiplantae, Streptophyta, Magnoliopsida, Ranunculales, Papaveraceae. The record is from RefSeq and is a predicted model, not a curated record. The transcript has a single exon. The coding region runs from base 83 to 1300 and encodes 405 amino acids.